ACCCCAAUACAUAAGCAAACAGAAAAAAGCAGUGGGCAGCAUGCAGCAGCAUCGGCCAAAGUAUAAGCUGCAAGAAAGAAAUUAGAACCUCCAACUCCCACUAUGGCCGCCUCUCGCUCUCUCUCUCCUUCCCACUUUUGCUCCUUUUUCUUCUUCUUCUUGCUCGUUCCAUUGCUUUCCCUGCUUUCUCUUCCAAUCCCGGUUCUCUGCCAGUGCAAAAGACCUCCGGUUAUCUUCAACUUCGGGGACUCCAACUCCGACACGGGUGGACUCGUCGCCGGGCUCGGUUUCCCUGUCAAUUUUCCCAACGGUCGUGCCUUCUUCCACCGGUCUACAGGCCGGUUGUCCGAUGGCCGGCUCCUGAUCGACCUCCUGUGCCAGAGUUUGAAUGCAACCUUCCUGAGCCCAUACCUAGACUCCUUGGGAGGAUCCAAGUUCUCAAAUGGGGCAAAUUUUGCAGUGGUGGGGUCCUCUACUCUCCCUCGUUAUGUCCCAUUUUCUUUGAAUAUUCAGGUCAUGCAGUUCCUUCAUUUUAAGGCUCGCUCCAUUGAACUUGCUGCCUCAGGUUCAGGGACUUUGAUCAAUGAUGAGUCAUUCCGGAAUGCACUUUACAUGAUUGAUAUGGGCCAAAAUGACAUGGCCAAUACAUUCUCCAAGAACCUAUCGUAUGCACAGGUUGUAAAAAGAAUUCCAUCAGUAAUUAGAGAAAUCCAGAAUGCUGUCAAGACCUUGUAUACUCAAGGUGGUCGGAACUUUUGGAUACAUAACACUGGGCCAUUGGGUUGCCUACCACAAAAGCUUUCAUUAGUUCAGAACAAGGAUUUGGAUCCGUAUGGAUGUCUUUCAAGUUAUAAUUCUGCUGCAAGAUUGUUUAAUGAAGGACUGCGUCAUUUGUGCCUAGAGAUGAGAUCUGAACUGAAGGAUGCUAGCAUAGUCUAUGUAGAUAUAUUUGCAAUCAAGUAUGAUCUCAUCGCCAACUCCACCAAAUACGGUUUCUCGAGUCCCCUAAUGGCAUGCUGCGGGCAUGGAGGUCCUCCAUACAAUUAUAAUAUCAAGGUGACAUGUGGUCAGCCUGGCUUUCAGGUCUGCAAUGAAGGAUCUAAACUCGUAAGUUGGGAUGGGAUCCAUUAUACUGAAGCUGCAAACACCUUUAUAUCCUCAAAAGUACUUUCCACAGCUUAUUCUACACCACGUGCUACGUUUGAUUUCUUUUGUCAUGGUUGACCACUUACUUGAGGAAAUAAUUAGUGCAUUUUCAUGUC
Messenger RNA from Juglans regia (Persian walnut), 1262 nucleotides. RefSeq names its product GDSL esterase/lipase At1g09390-like. The record is from RefSeq and is a predicted model, not a curated record. Gene Ontology annotation, molecular function: hydrolase activity, acting on ester bonds. Gene Ontology annotation, cellular component: chloroplast stroma. NCBI's taxonomy places the organism in Eukaryota, Viridiplantae, Streptophyta, Magnoliopsida, Fagales, Juglandaceae. The transcript is spliced from 5 exons. Bases 103 to 1224 code for a protein of 373 amino acids.